CGUAAGUAGACGCGCAAUGUCUGAGUACUCGGAAAUCUAUAAUAUCCUUCUACUGGAUCUUUGGGCACCGCCCUACUAUGCAUGGUCUUUCUAUCGAUGUACGUCUAGACAUCCGCAUUUACUCUCAUCGCCAUGGAGCCGUCCCCCCUCGUGCAGGAUACCCGGCCUGAUAAUUUCACGCCGAAAGUCGUGCAGCUCUACGAGCAGUUGUUCAUAGACGAUGUAGAAGACUUCGAAGAUUCUGAGGGAUUCUGGCAGGAGUUCUUUCUCCACCGGCCGGAGUCUGCAUAUCUCAAGCGCAUUUUAGGCGACUUGCGAGCAGAACAUUUACUUCAGUUGCAAACGCAGUCUCAAAACCUGUUCCGGCGAGCAAUUAGUACCGCCAAAGCAAGUAGGAGUCCUUCGGACGAAAUAGCACUCGAUACCUUGACAGUAUUCCUAGGCGCCGUGCUAAGCAAACGAUACACCAAUCCAUCCUCUGACAUCAUCAGUGUGCUAGCAGGCCUCAACGAUGCCGACAAAGUUUUGAUGGAAUUUGUUGGAGUUCUGGAAAGCAUAAUACGAAAUGGCAGGAGUAUGGAAGUCAGACAAAAAGCUGUGCAGACUGCAUUGGCAAUGACUAGUGGAGCAUGGGGAACCGGGCUUAUCAGCUAUUUCACUCAUAGAGACCUAUUCCCUGCUAUCAUGAAAUGCGCACUCGACGCGGAUGAUAGCAGCCAUAUUGUCUCUCCGUUCCUACUUCUUGGUCUCCUCGCAAACUACAACAAGUUUGAGUUUCAGAACCCUUACAGAUUGCGAUUAGACGACUUUGUCAAUGAUCAGGCAAUCAAGAAGGUUGUCCUUUGUGUAGGCUCUACAUGUGCCUCGACAAGAGACCGGUAUAUCGCGGUACAAGAGGACCUUCCCGAAGGCUGGGGUAUAGGGAGCACCCUCCAUAUGAUUGGGCUAGGAGCCCUUGCGCCUGGCUCACGAGCAACAACACCAACGCCAUCAGCCGAAGAGGCUAAAGAUUUAUUUAUGGCUCUACCCGACCCAGAAGCCGGUAUUCUCCUGUCCACUUACGACUUUGCCAACGCCAAUAAGCUCUUCUGCUUUAACCUCGUGACAUCUAGUCCGGCAAGUCCUACUUCAGCAUCACCGCUUAGCUCUUUCCUCUCCCUAACAUCUUAUCUUUUUCAACACGCACACCGUACAGCUCGCGCUUCUGCGUAUACGUACCUCAGUCUCUUCACCAUACAGAUACUGAUAGAGGAUCCUGGACUGAUGAAGCGAUUAUGUGGGGAUGAUAGCAAGACUGCCGUACGACUAUGUCGCCAACGGCCACCGUAUCUUCCUGUUAUUAGAGGCGAUCGGAUAGUGGUAUCUACCAUACUUGAUAUCGUUAUGGACGGUGUUAACCAUAAUUUGCGACGACGUCUCGACGUACAAUUCUACACACUAUGCCUAGGAGUCUUACUUCGAAUCAUCUCACACUUAUCUCGUACACGCACGCGGUUGACUUACCACUGGUCGGAGCUAUGGAGAUCGUUACUAUCCUUCAUCCGCUUUCUUACUAUUUAUGCCGACGAUGUUCGCUCGCUGCCAUACUCAUCGGACGUCGUUUCGUUAUUGACAACGAUCAUUGCACUCUCCUUGGCAUCAGGAGAGGCCUUCCUUCCGGACCCAGCUGCGUACGACGACCUAUUUUACAAGCUUGUGGAACUCGGGGAGAAGCUCACUGAAUUUCGAGACGCGUAUAGUCUAGACAAGAACGAGAGCAUGAACACAUUGAUUGGAGUGAGCGCGCACUACAAGACACUGUUGGAGGAGAAAGGCAGCAAGAAGGGUCAUCUCAGCCCAAAGGAAGUGCAAGGCGUCAUCAAGACUGGAUACGAAACGUUGAGCAUCGAGGCGAGAGAAGGCCUAGACGCGUGGGACCGGUACCGAGAGAAUGAAUGGAGAAACGUGUUGAAGAGGAUAGGGAGGGUAGUGGUAGCAGACGGCAAAGCUUUUGUGCACGAGUGAGCUAGACAAGGACUUUAGGCCAUGCUCAGUUCCCAUGAGUGACGUUCAACCGAUGUAGAAUUUCCCGGCAGUCAUCUGGAAUCGAGUGAUGUUCGAACUAUAUCAGUCACAGACUCUCCCAGCACCGAGCUUGCAUACAGGUUCAAUGGUCUUGCCAGAGAGUCGUGCUCGGGUUCCUCUGGAGGUCGUGCGACGGGGAGGCGAAGUGGACCCUGUGGUAUUCUAGCU
Messenger RNA from Pseudovirgaria hyperparasitica, 2232 nucleotides. Its product is annotated as DUF1741-domain-containing protein. Lineage: Eukaryota; Fungi; Ascomycota; Dothideomycetes; Acrospermales; Acrospermaceae. Gene Ontology annotation, cellular component: cytosol. The record is from RefSeq and is a predicted model, not a curated record. Gene Ontology annotation, biological process: regulation of Golgi organization. Bases 133 to 2004 code for a protein of 623 amino acids. The transcript is spliced from 5 exons.